This is a messenger RNA of Tremella mesenterica DSM 1558, 858 nucleotides long. RefSeq lists its product as uncharacterized. The transcript is spliced from 6 exons. Gene Ontology annotation, cellular component: nucleosome. The coding region runs from base 87 to 641 and encodes 184 amino acids. Gene Ontology annotation, biological process: nucleosome assembly. NCBI's taxonomy places the organism in Eukaryota, Fungi, Basidiomycota, Tremellomycetes, Tremellales, Tremellaceae. Gene Ontology annotation, molecular function: DNA binding; structural constituent of chromatin. The record is from RefSeq and is a predicted model, not a curated record.
CUUUCAUUUUCAACCUUCCGUGCUUAACAGUACUUUGUCCACCGUUCUUCGUCAAACCAACAAAGCUUUCAAGUCAAUCAUUCAUAAUGGCACCUAUUACUAAGAAACCCGCCGCCCCCAAAAAGCCCAAUGCUGCCGCCCACCCGACUUUCUUGUCGAUGAUUCAGGAAUGCAUCGCAUCCCACCCCGAGGAAUCUCGCGCUGGUGUCUCUCGACCCACAUUGAAGAAAUACCUCGCCGACAAGUUCAAGCUCGACAUGAGCUCUCAGUCGAACGUCACCAACCUGUCCAACGCCAUCAAAAGAGGUGCUGCCACAGGAGCGCUCACCCUUCCUAAGGGCCCUGCUGGGCGUGUCAAGGGCGGAGCCAAGAAAGCUCCAGCCGGCAAAGAGAACGUCGCACCUAAAGCCGCCAAGAAACCUGCUUCGAAGAAAGCCGCCCCUGCGAAAAAGCCCGCUGCAGCCAAGAAAGCUCCCGCUGUCAAGAAACCCGCUGCCCCUGCAAAGAAGCCCGCGUCGAAGAAAGCUGCUCCCGCCAAGAAGACCAGUGCUCCCAAGAAGGCCGCCGCCCCCAAAGCUGCCAGUGCUAAACCCGCCGCGAAGAAGACCGCUCCAAAGAAGGCUGCCGCUGUGAAGAAAUAAAUGCUUCGAUACAUACACGGCGACCGGUUUCUGUUUAAUGGUGCUCUCGAUAUCUCAACUGCGGUUGUCGACCUCUAGCCGACAUGCUCACCCCUCACCCUUUCUUCGUCUUGAUCUAUCUUUGCUAGGUGGUUUGUCUUGUGAAUAGUUGUUUCUCUCUUUCGCUUUAGCUUUUCGUUUUCUGCAUUGCAGAUCGCGAUGUAUGUCUGUGUUCGCG